Molecule: messenger RNA, 3057 nt
Organism: Penicillium atrosanguineum
Lineage: Eukaryota; Fungi; Ascomycota; Eurotiomycetes; Eurotiales; Aspergillaceae
Gene: nut1
Product: putative RNA polymerase II mediator complex subunit Nut1
Exons: 5
Coding region: 1-3057 (1018 amino acids)
Biological process (GO): regulation of transcription by RNA polymerase II
Cellular component (GO): mediator complex
Molecular function (GO): transcription coregulator activity
Source: RefSeq, a predicted model, not a curated record
AUGCUGCCCGACACAGCGUCCUCGGAGCAAUGGAAGACUUUCCUCCACCGAUGCCUAGCGCAUCGAGUAGAUGUGGACGAAUUCAAAGGCCUGACCAAGCUGAUGCUGGCCCGGUCCCCGGUCAAAGAGAAUGAACUCCUUGACCUACUCCUGGAGGCGCGCGCGAGCUCCGUGAUUGCCUGGGAUCCAUUGUUACCUGUCUAUGUUGACAGUUUGUGCAAGAUUGGGAGGGUAAAGAGUGCCGCCGCGCUUGUUGCGCUGUUGAGGCAUUCUUCUAUCAGGGAAAUGAGUGUUAAAAGGAGGGCGAGUACGCUUAUGACUGAUAUUAAGGUCAUUCAGGAUGUUAUGAUGGCUGUGAGUACCGGGAGUAUUCCUAGGUCUGUUGCUGAGGCGGCGGACCUUUAUGCGGCUACUGUUGAGUGGAUUGUGGCUGUUGUUGCUUGGCAUCAUGAUAGUUUGGGUGGGGAGCAGGGGAGUGGGUUGAUGAGCUCGCCGGAUGCUGUCUCUUUGUUUGAGUCGCUGGGUAUUCUUCUUGCUGCGCUGUCGGGGACUCCGAAGGGCCUGGAAAUGUUGUCCAGUGAUGAUCGUCAAGAUUUGAAAACAAAGUUGGGCCAGGCGUUGUCUAGCUAUCUGCCCCUAUGCGUCGAUGUGUCUCUGCCUUUGCGGCAUCGGUUGGAUACGGUUCAGAAAGAUUUCAACCUCUAUGGAGAGCAAUCUUCAAAGCCAUUGGGGCAUCCUGCUAUCGAUGGCAUGAAUGUUAACGCUCUUCAGUUCGAAUCGUCGGUUAUGGACGGUCCUGUCAUCAACACUAGAGCCGGUCUCUAUGUGUAUCUGAACUCAAUGCUUGCUGGUCGCCCGUUGGUUGAUGAUUCUAUCCUCAUUAAUUACCUCACCAAUCGCUACGAAGGCCACCAAGAAGCCCUCGUCGCAGAGAUAGUCACAGCUUCCUUCGACGUGCUGUCAAAUGGCGUCUACCGCAAUGAGUCCAGUCGGACUAUGUUCUUAUUCCGGUCCUUCCUGGUGAAUAAACUUCCAGCAUUCUUUGCGGCCAUGACAGCAGCUUCCAUGGUACCCAUCAGUAUUGAGAUGUGUAUCACACAAGCGCUCAGCCGACUGGAUCCAAAUUCCUUCCCUUCCUUCUCUCAGAUAUUCUCUAUGCAAGGCAAUAGCGUUCUGUCGGAUGCUCGUCAGGAGUUUCUGUUUGCCUGUGCGUCUCACAGACUCAUCCCCGAAUCCAGCAUCGAACGACUUCUCGGCGAAAACCCUAUGCAAACUUUACCCGUUGGAGGUCCUUACCAAAAGGAUGAUCUUGUCUCGCAAAUCAGCUCUAACUUCGAACGGGCGGAUCAACUGGUCGGUGAAAUUGAGUCCAUGGAGGGCAAUGCCGGUGCCAUUGUCUGUGCGAUUACUGAGGUCAUGUUCAACCUGUGCCACCAAAAAGAGACCAUGACUUUGAAAAACAUCUGCAACUCCCUUUCCCGGCGCCCCCAAGCCUUAGAUGCCAUGCUUCUUUUCCGAACUACCAAGCAAAUCCUCCAGCCUCUCUGUGCUCUGUUGGACUCCUGGCGUUGGGAUGAUGAUCAGAGCGAGAACCAGCCAGUCUAUGAUGAAUUUGGAAGCAUUUUGCUUCUGGUUCUAGUCUUCAAGUACCGCUAUGACUUGAGCCCGUCCGAUAUUGGUAUCUCGAGCAACGAUUCUUUCCUGUUGAAGUUGCUGGAUAGAGGCUCCUGCAGUCAGAAGCUGACUGAGCUGAGCGAGAAGCAGAACAAGGAUAUUGGUGGCUGGAUUGCGGCUUUGUUCAUUGCUGAGGGUAUCAGUGAAGAGACCAUGUCUGCUUGUAGUCCCCAGGAAUUCUACAUGCUAGUUGCGACGCUUUUCGACCAGAGCCUCGGCGCAUGCGAGUCAGGAAAACUGGAUUUUGAGACGUUGAAGGGCGGUUUCGAAUACCUUCUCGAACCGUUCCUACUACCAUCCCUAGUCGUCGCACUAACCUGGCUUGGCAAUCACAUUUGGGAAUCCGAAAUCGAUCCCACAAUCCCAUUGCAAACCCUCCACUCCCUAGUCAAGCCGAAUUCCAUCUCCGGCGAAGCGCAAGCCAUCCACCAAACAGUCCUAAACAUCACCGCCCGCCCCCUAGAAGAACAACUCAAAGACGUCCGAACACGACACCAAUCCCGCUCCGACAUCAAACCAAUCCUCGACUCACUUGAACCCUACCUCUCCUUCCGCCGCGUCGGCAGCUGCCACCGGUCUGAGCUCGACAAUUGGGCCGCCCAAACAGCAGGCGGCCUCCCAGGAAGCAUACGCAACACCCUCCAAUCACUCGUCCUCUGGAGCGCAAAUUCCGAAAUCACCCUCGCGCCUCAAUCUUACACCCACCGCCAGCUUCUCGCGGGUAUCCGCAUCCUCGGCUCCGCGCGCAUUCUAAGCGCAAUGCUAGAUGAAGUCAAGCAACAAACGGAAGCAGGAAGCGGUGACCUGGCACUCGAUAUCGCAGCCACCAUGAUCUGCGCACCUAUGGCGGAGUCUUUCGCCGUCGACCAGAAUACCUGCCACCCUGUUGAUUCGAGCAAGGAAAAUCUCCCGCGCUGCUCGAUCCUCACCCUCCGCGAUGCACUUGCCCUGCAACACGACAACGUGCCCAACAUCUCAGAGAAAGACCCUCUGCGCGCACAGGUCGUCGUCCGCCUCUGGCGCCGCGUCAGUGUUCUCUCAACCCCGCCGACACAAGUGUCCAAUAUUGAUGUUAGCAAUAUCAUUCAUAACAUGCAGCUUGGCGUAGAUAGCCAAGAUCGCAUGGAUCUUGAACCUACAGCCGGCGUUGGCGUCGAUGACGAGACAGACAAUAUUAACCAGAUGCUGGAUGAUGCUACUGCCGCUGCGGCAGCGGGUAUGGAUAGUGGUGUUAUUGGGCAUGAUAUUGGACAGGAUCUUGGGCAGGAUAUGGAUUUGGGUGCGGGAUCGGGCAUGGAUGCUAUUGAUGAUGUGCUCAAUGCUGCGGAUAUGGCGGUUGGGAAUCCGGAGUUUUUGGAUUUGGAUAUGGAGGGGAUGUUCUAG